UCGCCUCCAGUCAAGGACCAGCUGCAGCCCUAUCCGGGAGCGGAGCGUGGUGGGAGGGCAGCGGGGCAGGCGACCCCAGCGAUGGCGACGGCAUCGCGGCCUCUCCCCACCAGGCGACCCCGGACGCUACUGGAUCCUCCCCCUUUCCUCUAGACUUUUCUGCAUCCUUCUCGCCCUUACUCUCCCCACCCUUCCCUGGGCUCCCCAGACCGCCUGCCUGCAGCUCACUCUGGGACCGGCCCUUCUCGGCUUCCCUCUUCCCUAGGGAGAUGCGAUGAGCCGGUGCCCCCGCGUCCUCCUCGCCGCCCCGGGCACGCUGCCUGUCCAGUGCCCGUGGUGGGGAGGGAGGACCUUGCGGUCCCUCCGUGACGCCCCUCCCUUAGGCCCCCCCUCAGCUGGCGUCCCUGGGCCAUGGCCCAGGGGACCCAGCCAGGGGGUGGGCUCUAGAACAAGGGGCGUGGAGAGGAGAAAGGACGCGGCCUUGGGCGCCUCUGAGAUGCUCCCAAGCGCCUGGUGGAGCCGAGCGAGGCGCAGGCAUCCGGGCGGCAGGCAUGAUGCCCUCGCCUAGUGACUCCAGCCGCUCACUGACAAGCCGGCCCAGCACUCGGGGCCUAACCCACCUUGGCCUCCAGCGGCCCUGGCUGCAGGCCCUGCUUACGCUGGGGCUGGCCCAGGUGCUCCUGGGCAUCCUGGUGGUCACCUUCAGCAUGGUGGCCUCCUCCGUCACCAUCACCGAGAGCAUCAAGAGGUCCUGCCCAUCUUGGGCUGGGUUCUCGCUGGCGUUCUCCGGGGUGGUUGGCAUCGUGUCCUGGAAGCGGCCAUUCACUCUAGUGAUCUCCUUCUUCUCCUUGCUUUCGGUGCUCUGUGUCAUGCUCAGCAUGGCGGGCUCUGUUCUCUCCUGUAAGAACGCCCAGCUGGCCCGAGACUUCCAACAGUGCACUGAGGACGAUGGGAAGGUCUGUGUGUGCUGUCCCUCUGACCCCCUGGUCCGGCCCUGUCCUGAUUCAGGGCAGGAACUGAGAGUGGCCCCAAACUCCACCUGUGAAGAAGCCCGAGGGGCUCUCAAGAACCUGCUGUUCAGCGUCUGUGGGCUCACUAUCUGUGCUGCCAUCAUCUGCACCCUCUCUGCGAUUGUCUGCUGCGUCCAGAUCUUCUCCUUGGACCUUGUACACACGCAGCUGGCCCCGGAACGCUCCGCCUCUGGCCCCCUGGGGUCCUUGGCUUGCACAGCCUCACCCCCAGCCCCUCUCCUACACACCAUGCUGGACUUGGAGGAGUUUGUACCGCCUGUGCCCCCACCCCCCUACUACCCCCCAGAGUACACCUGCAGCUCAGAAACUGAUGCACAGAGCAUCACCUACAACGGCUCCAUGGACAGUCCCAUGCCCUUGUACCCUACAGACUGUCCCCCAUCCUACGAGGCCGUCAUGGGGCUCCGAGGAGACAGCCAGGCCACCCUGUUUGAUCCUCAGCUGCAUGAUGGGUCCUGCCUCUGCGAGCGAGUGGCCUCCAUUGUAGAUGUGUCCAUGGACAGCGGCUCUCUGGUGCUGUCUGCUAUCGGUGACCUCCCCGGGGGCUCCAGCCCAUCCGAGGACUCGUGCCUGCUGGAGCUGCAAGGCUCAGUGCGCUCCGUUGACUACGUGCUCUUCCGCUCCAUCCAGCGCAGCCGCGCCGGCUACUGCCUCAGCCUGGACUGCGGCCUGCGGGGCCCCUUUGAGGACAGUCCCCUGCCCCGGCGGCCCCCGAGGGCCGCCCGCUCCUAUUCCUGCUCUGCUCCCGAGGGCCCGCCUCCUCUGGGCGCACCCACAGCUGCCCGCAGCUGCCACCGUCUGGAGGGCUGGCCUCCCUGGGUGGGCCCCUGCUUCCCGGAGUUGAGGCGGCGGGCACCCAGGGGAGGCGGCCGUCCUGCAGUAGCCUCAACAGCCGUGACAGCAUCAAUAGCGGCAGCGGCGGUGCCCCCCACGCGAGCUCCCACCCGGCGCUUCAGCGACAGCUCAGGUUCCCUCACCCCACCGGGGCACCGGCCACCUCAUCCGGCUCCCCCAUCACCGCUGCUGCUACCGCGGUCCCACAGCGACCCGGGCAUCACCACCUCCAGCGACACUGCUGACUUCAGGGACCUCUAUACCAAAGUGCUCGAGGAAGAAGCUGCUUCUGUUUCCUCUGCAGAUACAGGGCUCUGCUCCGAAGCCUGCCUCUUCCGCCUCGCCCGCUGCCCUUCUCCCAAGUUGCUACGUGCCCGCUCAGCUGAGAAACGACGCCCUGUACCCACCUUCCAGAAAGUUCCACUGCCCUCAGGUCCUGCACCUGCCCACUCCCUGGGGGAUUUGAAGGGCAGCUGGCCAGGCCGCGCCUUGGUCACUCGUUUCCUCCAGAUGUCCAGAAAGGCCCCAGACUCCACUGGGACUGGAGCCCAUGGACCUACUAAGCAGGUGCCCAGGAGCUCCUGGGGCCGCCCAGGCCGCGAGAGCCUGCACCUGCGCAGCUGUGGUGAUCUCAGCUAUGGCUCCUCCCUGCGGCGCCUCCUGUCUGGCCGCAGGCUGGAGCGUGGUGCCCGUCCCCACAGCCUGAGUCUCAAUGGUGGCAGUCGGGAGUCUGGGCUCUGACCCGAGCUUCCUGUCACUCUAAACAGGCCCAGGUGAUUGAUUGCUGGGGGCCACCAGGCACCAGCAGCCUCCAUGCCCUCUUGCACUGGCUAGCACAAAAAUCUGCUGUAUACCACGCCACCACCACCACCAAAAGGUCCCUUUUCCUGCACCCUUUGGGAGCUCCUGCUGCUUGCCUCUGCCCCUCUGGACUGGGGGUUUGGGACCAGGGUGGGCUGUGUGCAGAUUGGGGCUGUGGGAUGUGGGGGUGGGAAAGAAGGCAGGUGCCCUUGUUUACAGCACUGCAGGAGGGAAAUGCAAACUCCGGUCCUUGCAGUCUGGGUGUGGCCCUUUGAGAUGAACAGGCGCACUCUAGCCUCUGUGGUGAAGGGUAGGGUGGGUAUGCCCAUAGGACAGGGUGGUGAGGCAGGCCUAGGGAGGCUGACAUCUGGGCGGCCUCUCUGCCCCCUCUAGCUGCAUGAACUCAGGCAAGUUAUUUAACCUCAAUUGCCUAAUCCGUAAAACAUGGUGAAGAUGAAUGUUUGUAAAGCUCUUACCUCCUAAAUAAGCCUUCAAUAAAUUUCAACUUUCCCCUUC
Molecule: messenger RNA, 3182 nt
Organism: Ochotona princeps (American pika)
Lineage: Eukaryota; Metazoa; Chordata; Mammalia; Lagomorpha; Ochotonidae
Gene: ENTREP3
Product: endosomal transmembrane epsin interactor 3
Exons: 12
Coding region: 552-2606 (684 amino acids)
Cellular component (GO): membrane
Source: RefSeq, a predicted model, not a curated record